Messenger RNA from Fusarium poae, 3222 nucleotides. RefSeq lists its product as uncharacterized. Lineage: Eukaryota; Fungi; Ascomycota; Sordariomycetes; Hypocreales; Nectriaceae. The record is from RefSeq and is a predicted model, not a curated record. The transcript has a single exon. The coding region runs from base 1 to 3222 and encodes 1073 amino acids.
AUGCCAGACCGCAGCCCCUCAUAUGAUUCUCGCGACAGCUCUCCGGAGCCAGAGCGCAAUCGCGAACGCCCUAUCGACCGCGACAAGGGCCGAGAAAAAGAGAAAGAAUUGCAGAGGGAUCGCGAGAGAGACCGCGUGAGGGACAGAGAAAGAGACAAGGAAAGAGAUCAAUACCGCGACAUGGAGAGAGAUCUGGACAGAGACAUCGAUCGCGACAUUGACCGUGAUGUUGAACGGGACAAAGAAAGGGACAAGGAGCGAGAACGAGAGAAGGAGAAGAUUCGCGACAGACCUUUGAAUGACAAAAAAGAAAGAGAGCCUACCAAGCCACUUGACGAUAAAAGAGACCGCAUCAAACCAAUGGAUAACAUAAAAGAUAGUCGAGACAACUCUCCAGACGGCAGGCGAGGAGACCGCAACAAACCAUUAAAUGACGGGAGAGAUACUCGCGACAAAUCACCAGAUGAAAGGAGAGAUCGAGAUCGCAACAAGCCUCUAAACAAUCGAAUGGAUAGCUACGACAGUUCGCCCGACAAAAAGGACCGGAGACCACUAAACAGCCGACGGGACAGCUAUGACAGCUCACCAGAUAAGAGAGACCGGAAACCAUUGAACAACCGAAAGGAUAGCUACGACAGUUUACUGGACAAGAGGGACCGAAAGCCGCUGAACAACCCAAAAGACAGUUACGAUAGUUUACUCGACAAAAAGGACCGGAAGCCAUUGGACGACAGGAGGGACAGCCGCGACAGGUCGCCAGACGAUAGAAAAGACCGGGACCGCAGCAAACCACUUAACAAUCGAAAAGACAGUUACGAUAGUUUACUCGACAAGAAGGACCGGAGACCCCUGGACGACAGACGGGACAGUCGCGACAGAUCACCCGAUGACAAAAGAUACCAGGAUCGCAACAGACCUCUGGAUGACCCAAGAGACAGUCGCGAUAGAUCGCCCGAAGAUAGAAGGGACCGUGAUCGCAAUAGACCACUCGAUGAUAGAAGAGAUAGCCGGGACAGAUCUCCAGAUGACAGACGAGACCGAGAUCGUACCAGACAAUUCGACGACAGAAGGGAUAGUCGCGAUAGAUCUCUGGAUGGCAGAAGAGAUAGUCGCGACUAUGGUAAAGACAGAGAUUACGAUGAUCCGAGAGACAGCCGACAUGACGUUGGAAGGGACCACAUCAACGGCAGAGACAGACUCAAAGAUCGGGAUAUCGACAGAGACAGACGUCGCGAUAGUCGCAUACCUCCACGAGUAGCUCGAGAACCCCGAGAGCAUCCUCCAUCUGCCAGUAAGCGAAACAGUAUUACAGGCCGUCUCCUCGGAUCUUUUAGAGCAGCUCGUGGUGGUGACAAAGAGAAGGAGAUCCCCAUGCCAGCAGCAGCAGCCUCAGUUCAGCGCCGCGCAUCUACCGCUGUUACAAAAGGCAGCCCGGUUACUCGUAUUCGAGAGUGGCUUGAUGCUUGUAACGCUGAGCACCACCACCACUGUGCCGUUUCUUCCGAGUCUGAUGUUCCAACUUGGCGUCCUACUUGGCUCAUCGAUGUUGUCGAUCGUCGCCUGGUUAAAGCUACACCCAAAGAUCGUUACGUAGCUCUCAGUUAUGUCAACGGAUCUCAUCGUAAUGAGCCGCAAGAAUAUAUGCAGCUACUCAAGUCUAACCUUGCAGUUUUUGAGGAUCGUCUGCCGAAUCUUGAUAUGCCUCAGACUUAUCUGGACGCUAUGUGGCUUGCGAAGAAGCUGGGUAUUCGGCAUAUCUGGAUUGACCGGAUCUGUAUCACUCAGGAUAACCGGGAAGAAAUGGAGGACCACACCAAACAUAUGGCAUAUGUCUUUGCCAAUGCCUACCUCGUUAUUGUGGCAGCUUCUGGAGACAUUCAUACUGGACUGCCUUCUCUUGACCCAAAGCGAGCAACACGAGGUAUUCGUACCACUGGCCGCACUCAUCAAGAGCUUGUAGCAGCUUCAUCUUGGUAUACCAGAGGUUGGACGCUUGUCGAGCGCAUCUACUCUCGACGCUCGGUCUUCUUCUUCGAGGACUCGGUAACCUGGGAAUGCCACUGCGAGACCUGGCAAGGAAGCCCAAACAGUGUCAUGAAGAAGCUCCGAGGAGGCCGCCAAGACUGUGUCGGUACUAUUCCCGAUGCUGUUUUGGCGUUCCAACAUCCGCGUUGGCCUGAUCUUGACGAGUAUGCUCGAUAUGUCAUGGAAUAUAGCGCUCGCAAGUUGACACUAGUCGACGAUACUCUGCCUGCGUUUUCAGGAAUUACUCAUGUUCUUUCUCGUUCAUUCCCUGGUGGUUUCAUCUAUGGCAUGCCUGUCAUGUUUCUAGACAUUGCUCUUCUUUGGCGACCUCAUGCUUCCAUCAGAAGAAGAGCUCUCUCACGCCCGCCCUUCCUCCCGUCGUGGUCUUGGAUGGGUUGGUGGUUUGACAACAUCCCUGUCGACGUGACCUUGUGGAGAGCAGCUGCGGAUUACGUGGAAGAGGCUCGGACCGGAAAACGUGGCCAAGAAUCGAAACGAUACCGAUCUGCGCACGCCUUUAGGAUCAGGCCUACUGUUUCUUGGAGCUUGACGGACCGUGCUUCAACUGUGCCUCUCAUGAACACCGGUCUUCAGUAUAAUAACCUCAGGAGUCGCCGUGUCCCCAACACAGAGUUACCGAUGGGAUGGUCUCGAAGUGGCUCACAUUAUGUCCAUGAUAGCGACGAGACUGCGCUGUUCAAGUAUCCUGUCCCUGUUGGAGACCCUGCCGAAAGCGGUGGUUAUGAGCCUGCCGUAGGUGAGCAAGCCUACCCCGGGCCAUUGCUAUCGUUCCGAACAACUUCUGGUUUCUUCGACAUCGAGUUCCAUACUACCCUCGCUCAUCGCGAGCGACCCAACCCGCCUCUCGCCGUGGGUACAAUUUGGAACAAGGCCAACCGAUGGGCGGGCCAAUUCCGUGCUCACGAUGCCUGGUUAGGCAUCCAAUCCUCAAACUAUGAUGGUGAAGAACGACUCGAAUUUAUUUGUAUUUCUAUUGCCACUGAACGUCGAGGCUCACAUGUCUUUGAUACCGACAAAUUCGAGGAGCACAUGGACGCGGAUGGUAUGGUUGAUUUCGUCAAUGUUCUCUGGAUCGAGCGGAUUGGAGAUAUUGCAUAUCGACGAGGUGUUGGACAGAUCUUGCUCAAGACUUGGGAGGCACAGGCUAAGGACGAGGUCGCGGUUCUACUUGGUUGA